AUGACGAUCACUGCAACGUUGAUGAUGUUAAUGCUGCUGAUGCUGAUGACGAUGAAAACGCUUUUUAAUGAUAAUGAUUAUGAUGAUGACGGCGUUGAUAAUGUCGAUGAUGGUCAAUACAUCGUUAUUAUUGAUGCUGAGGCUGAUGUUGCUGAUGAUGGUAAACUACAAUUCGUUGAAAAAUCUUUCAAAGCUCAAACUAAUCAUUGGAAGAACGAUCGAGCACCUGAACAAGUUGCCUCAUUAGAAGCGGAAGUUGGCGAUAGCAACGAAUACUCAUUAGAGAUCGUAGAUGAACAGCGGAGUGAUUUACCCCAGAGACGGUACGACGUUAUAGAGCUGGGUAACGAAGAGUAUUUUAGAGGUUGGGCUGAUGUGCAGGGUCUAGGCGCUGCCAACGAUUAUUGCAGGGUAAUUGGCCGAAGUCGAAGAAAGUUUUUAUCUUGUGUAUUGGCUGGAAGUACGGGACAAGAACAUUUCUAUGUAUCGACAUUGGGAUUUCAGCCCGGUUAUCCGGACACGUGGUUUUUGAGAGACGUUGAUAAUGACGGUCGAGAUGAUUAUUGUAGAUGUGUUGGUAAGCCAGAGAAGUCUCGAAUAUCAUGUAUGAAAGCAGGAGAACAUGGUUUUUAUGGAAGCUCAAUGCAAGGAGGCAGUCAAUUCACCUUCGAUUUACCAGGCUCAAAUGGAUGUCACAAUAAAAAGCUGAAUCCACUUUUUGGAGCUUAA
This is a messenger RNA of Lottia gigantea (owl limpet), 729 nucleotides long. RefSeq lists its product as hypothetical. Lineage: Eukaryota; Metazoa; Mollusca; Gastropoda; Lottiidae. The record is from RefSeq and is a predicted model, not a curated record. The transcript has 4 exons. Bases 1 to 729 code for a protein of 242 amino acids.